This is a messenger RNA of Sphaerulina musiva SO2202, 801 nucleotides long. RefSeq lists its product as uncharacterized. Bases 1 to 801 code for a protein of 266 amino acids. The transcript has 3 exons. Lineage: Eukaryota; Fungi; Ascomycota; Dothideomycetes; Mycosphaerellales; Mycosphaerellaceae. The record is from RefSeq and is a predicted model, not a curated record.
AUGGAGAGUGGAGAGAGUCCCUGGGACAAACGCUUUCAACGCACGCGGGCCACCCAGAAACGAAUCUGGACAGCAGCGACAGGGUACCACAGUGUUACAGAGCGACGCAGUGCAGAGCGGGUGGCGCUGAAUGACGACUUCACACAGCUGAACGAGAAGUUCAUCAAGGCGCGCAGGGAUUACGAAGCACUCCUUGAAUCAUCCAUGUCCCAACCUCCAUAUCAUCAGCAGUAUCCCGUUCGAUCCAGACUGCCAGCACAAUUUCAGCAUCCGCAAAACUAUGGCCCACCACAAGGCUACCAGCAGCACCCGCAUAUCGCUGCACAGGGACCGCCACCAGCAGAACACUCUCAGCCGCCGACACAGGCAUUUUCACAAAGCCAGCAGCACCUUCCACCACAGCAAGAUCCGCAGCGCUACUACUCUCCCGCCCCCGCAGAGCAAGUAUCUGCACAACAGCCAGGAUUCUCCAGUCCUUAUCCACAGCAGAAUGGGCCAACUUCAUCGAACGCAGCAGCCAACGGACCGGCGCCUUUCCACUUCCUACCUGGAGGAGUGCCGCCACCAGCUGUCAACGAAGUCAGACGAAAACCCAGCCCCAAUGCAUCAGCAAGUGGUCCAUACCCUCACAUUGCCGGUCAAGGCUUCGCUGGACAGAUCAGGCCCAACUCCAUACAUACUUUGAAUUCCGGGAACCCUCAAGAGCUUGCCACUGGUGGUUACGAGUCGCCCGUGGACAAUCGACGCAUCGCAGCCGCCUCAACUGCAGCACGCGCCCCCACAACAUCCCAAUGCCAGUAG